Molecule: messenger RNA, 2469 nt
Organism: Magnolia sinica
Lineage: Eukaryota; Viridiplantae; Streptophyta; Magnoliopsida; Magnoliales; Magnoliaceae
Exons: 13
Coding region: 94-2202 (702 amino acids)
Biological process (GO): DNA-templated transcription
Cellular component (GO): nucleus; RNA polymerase III complex
Source: RefSeq, a predicted model, not a curated record
UUCUUCUGUCUCUACCAUACCAUCUACUUCAACCAAAAUUCCAUUUCUUUCCCCGGGCUCUCUCCUGCGGUUGGAGAGCAGAGGGAUUUUCCGAUGGAGAAAUGGAAAGAACCCAGCUCUGCGGCGAGUCUGGACCUAGACCUAGACCUAGACUUAGACCUCGCUGCUUCUGAUCAUCCUAACCGUUCAUCGCAACAUCCCCCAAGGCCCACCAGAUUCCACCCCAAGUCCACCAAGCUCAAACCCAAACCCAAGCCAGAACCAGAACCAGAAUCAGAUGCUCUUCCUUUAUUGAAGAAGCAGCAGAAGGAAGGAUCCUCUCUCCUCCAUUUAAACACAGCACAACCCUCUCAUGCCGUUACUGUCUCCAAAGGAGUAGUCUCAAUUCAGGAGUCAGGAAUGGAUAUUGACGACAAUAGAGGUGGAGGUGAUGAUGAAGACGGAGUGGUUCGGGAGAUUGAUGUGUUCUUUACACCUUCUCCGCUCGAUAACAAUGCUCAGCUAUAUGUUAUGCAAUAUCCCCUUCGACCUUGUUGGCGUCCUUAUGAAUUGAAGGAAAGUUGUAUAGAGGUUAGGGUGAAGCCUAAACAAUCAAAACUUGAAGUCGACUUGGAGCUGAAUGUUGAUGGAGAAAAUUAUGAUCGAGAGGUUGCCGAGCCUUUCAGGAUCCGAAAGCAGACUUUGUCAUCAUCCAAGGCACCCAUUAUAACUGGCUAUGCUGUUGGGAUUCUGAUGGGAGAUAAGUUACACCUGAAUCCUGUUCAUGCAGUUGUGCAGCUUCGGCCAUCAAGGGAAUACCUGAGAGCAGGUAAGGUGCAGAAGAAGAAUAAUGUUACUGGAAGUGUAGAAGUUACAGCCAAUUCAAAUCUGAUAACUAAAGAAGAGCCUGCAAUGACAUCACGUGCGCAGGGCAAGCAUGUAUCAGGGGCAGCAAAUGAGAAAAACACCAACGAAGAAGAGCCCUGGGUUUCACUCGAGUACCAUGACAUAGGCAGCUCCUUUUCAAGCAAAUAUCGGCAAAAGAUGGCGGCAGAAGAAAGCUGUCAUAUACAAUUUUUGAUGACCUUGUACGACUAUACCAACUCUCUUUGCCCAGGAACAUCUGGUGAUAAAAGUCACAUUAAAGGCCCUCCAAGAAGAUUCUUACUUUCACUGCCAUUGGAAGAACGGUUCAAAAGGUGGCUUUCUGAGGGGCCUCAAGUCCAUCGAUUUCGUGCUCUUAUGCACCUUGCUCCUGCCAACUCCGAAGAUGAUGUUCUUAAGGUUGUUCAGCAAUAUGCAGAUCUAGUGCAGGGAUUGUGGGUUUCAAAAAGUUCAUUGCUAUAUGAAGGUUUUGAAGCCCUAGCUAGAGAUUACAUCCUUCUCUUGUUUAGCAAGAACAGAUUUAUUCGCCACGACGAGCUAAAGGGGUUGAAAGUUCACAAUCAAAUUCUGAAACGCAUCUUGCUUCCAUUGGCUGUUGAAAGAUCUGCCUUUCGGGAUUGGAAAUUCAAGGAGCCUGAGGAUGGUUUAUUUAUAAAAUGUCACCCAGACAUUGUAGAGGAGCAGAAGCAAGCUUGGUCUGCCCGUUUAAAACAUAUCACAGAUGCCAUGCAUGGAGUCGGGAGAAGUUUACUUGCAGUGAGCAAGAAUUCUUCCAAGCCAAGUACAUCCAACAGGAUUUCUGCUUCAGGUAAUGCUGAUGAAGGCACGAAAGGUGUUGACGGGGUAUCAGGCUCCAGAAAAGUCACAAUGUCAGAAGAAACUCGAGAAGCUCUCCCUAAAGCACUUGUGGAACUCUUCCGCAUUCACAAAGUUUGCAGUUUGCAACUAAUUUGCCAAGGUUUACGAGAUAUGGCUGUUUCCAAAUCUACCCAUCCAAAAGCAGAUCCUAGAAUGGCAAUAGCUGCAGCACAGGGUGCCAAAGCUCUCCCUGAGCUACAGUCUAUUUUAAGUCAAGUUGCAAUCAAUAUUCACGGUGCCUAUGUUUUGAAGUCAUUGGGCAAUGCUUCAGUGGAUCCAUUCAGGAAUGUCGUCAUUAAUCUUUUCUGUGCAAUGCAACCUAAUGCAAAGCUAAAGAAGGCAGAGAUUGUAGAAGCUGCCAGGAUUGCACUUAAAAGGGAAAUUCCUAAUGCUGAAUAUAAUCAGGUCCUGAAUGAACUUUGUGUUUCUGUCAAAGGCGGUGCAUGGAUGUUGAAAAGUGGCGAUGGGAAGCCGAAAUGAUGUGUAUAAAAUAUCCUCAAUGUAAGGGAGGAAAAUGUUAAUUUUUCUUUUUUAAUGAUGUAAAUAGGUGUACAUGUGGGUACCUUGCUUUUUAUUGUACUGUUAGAGGGUGUCCCACCCUUUGUUUUCAUCAUGAAGAAAGCAACUCAGACGCCCAAAAGCUGUAUCUGUCUAUUUUUUGCCUCUUCUAAGACUCUUUAUUGUAUUUAGAUGGUGAUGAACAUACAAGUAGGGCAGGCCCGAUGCAAAAGUAAGAUCUUAACCUUU